Aspergillus nidulans FGSC A4 is the source of this 597-nucleotide messenger RNA. RefSeq names its product mitochondrial 54S ribosomal protein mL49. Gene Ontology annotation, biological process: translation. Gene Ontology annotation, cellular component: mitochondrion; ribosome. The record is from RefSeq and is a predicted model, not a curated record. Bases 1 to 597 code for a protein of 198 amino acids. The transcript is spliced from 3 exons. Lineage: Eukaryota; Fungi; Ascomycota; Eurotiomycetes; Eurotiales; Aspergillaceae. Gene Ontology annotation, molecular function: structural constituent of ribosome.
AUGACCACUCUCAUGCAGUCUCUACCAGCCUCCACCGUUCGCAAGCAGUCAACGGCCAUGUCAGGCUAUCUUCAGCGCGCUGCGCAGCCCGUUGCUUCCUCAGGGAUACGUAGCACAGUGUCUUCCAACUGCUUCCAAUCUAGAUUGAUCAGCUCUCAAGCAGCUUUUCAGAUCCAACGCGUCUUCCCCAGAUCUUCCGUCUGCACGCAGCAACGCCGGACAUUCCUCGCCCAAUUGAAACGUCAAUCCCAGACCCUCAGAGAGAAUAGCACCCCAACAAUCACACCUCCCCCAGCGGCCGCCAAACUGUCCCUCACAAACCUGCCCUACUUCGUCCGUCGAACCCCCUCGAACCAACUACCCGUCUAUCUCGUUACCAAAGCUGGCGGGACAAAGCAGCAAACCAAGAUUCAGAAGACAGAAGGUGAUUUAGACGCUUUCAGGCGCGACCUUGCCGUGUACCUGGGACUCGAGUCUCCCGAUCGCAAUGCCCCUAAGAGCCCAGACAUCACAAUCAACCGACUAAAUGGACACAUCAUCGUUAAGGGCUGGCGAAAACCCGAAAUCCAAAAGUUCAUGCUUGAGCGUAAUUUUUAA